CCCCCGGGAGGGGCCAUGGAGAAGCCGGAGGCUGUGGGGGCCGCUGGCGGCCUCGGUGGGGAGUCUCCGGGAGGGGCGAGCAGGGGAGCGCUAGGAGGCGUCGGAGGAGUCGAGGCAGAUGCCGGGCCGCCCUCCGGUGCUGCCUUGUUUCACGGUUCUGAGCCCCCCCUGCACUCUGGAGGGAUCGUAACUCGCAGUCCUAGAGUUAGCCGGCCCUCGGCGAGGGUAGCAGUCCCCGGUUCCGGGCCCAGCCAGCACCCUGGGGAGGUUGCGGGCCUGAGCGCCGGGUCCUGCCCAAACCCUGACGGAUUCAAUGCCCCCUUCCUUGGAACCAGUGUAUCCGGGACCUGCGGCCUCGGGUCUGGGGGCUCUGGGGUGUACAACUCGGGAUGCAGUCCGCCGCGCUCCGGGUCAACUUGCUCGCACUCCCACAAACCUGGUGAGGGCCGACCCCGGAGCAUCCUAAAAAACAGCAGCUCCAUCUUGAUGCAGAAGUGCCUCCAUGCGGACAAGAAAAAGUCUCAGCGGUGGGAUGAGAUGAAUAUUCUGGCCACCUACCACCCUGCUGACAAGGACUAUGGAUUCAUGAAGGUGGAUGAGCCCAGCACUCCCUACCACAGGCUGCAGGACGGUGAUGAGGACCUGCCUGGAGCAUCCUCUUGCACAGUGACUCCUGAGGCGCUGGCUGAGAGGUUUGCAACAAUGGACAAUUUGUACCCCAAGGUCCUACAGUACGAUGAUAACAGAAGCCCAGGGUCUUCAGACAACUUUUCCAAGACACACUCCAGUGAUUUUGAAAAGCACCGAAAGUCACACUACGACGAAGGAAAGUUCCUUACAGCUCAGAAAAAUCCUUCUUCCAGUAAUAAGCACAGUGACGGGGCUAGCACUAGCAUGGGCAGUAGCAGUCGAGGCAUAAUGCGGGACCCAGAGCCCAGGCCUGCGGAGAGAGGCUGGCCGGGAGGACUGGCCAGAGGAGUCAAAGAUGAGAUUGGCCUGGUGACCAGGAACCACCUCUUGGAAGUCAAGGAUUCCCGUAGCUUCCGAAAUCAGUGCCCAGUUUCAGCCGCCAUCACGUCAGACAAGGAGAUUGGCCUGCAACGAAAAGAGUAUUAUAGCAAAGGGAGGUACCUGAGGUGCUCCCCACACCCGGAGCUCGAGGAGGACACAGAAGAUGAGCAUGACCAGCAGGACAGUGAGAGCUGGGCUGGGUCAGCCUGGGACGGGGGGUGCUGGUAGCCAGCAGACUAGUGGGGUGCCCCAAUCUUGAUCCCGUGAUGCUUGCAGGCUCAGUAAAUUUUAACUGGGUGAUUGAGAACCCCAUAAGCACAGAGGUCCGUCUGCUGGACCACACAGGAAACCCUGUUCAGGAUCACCAGGCCACUGAAGACUGCCUGACGGGGACAGUGGCGACAUCACAGCCUG
Molecule: messenger RNA, 1425 nt
Organism: Canis lupus familiaris (dog)
Lineage: Eukaryota; Metazoa; Chordata; Mammalia; Carnivora; Canidae
Exons: 6
Coding region: 16-1239 (407 amino acids)
Biological process (GO): regulation of signal transduction
Molecular function (GO): protein phosphatase inhibitor activity
Source: RefSeq, a predicted model, not a curated record